Messenger RNA from Loxodonta africana (African savanna elephant), 8318 nucleotides. It is a transcript of the gene PRR3, whose product is annotated as proline rich 3. Gene Ontology annotation, molecular function: metal ion binding; RNA binding. NCBI's taxonomy places the organism in Eukaryota, Metazoa, Chordata, Mammalia, Proboscidea, Elephantidae. The transcript is spliced from 4 exons. Bases 843 to 1409 code for a protein of 188 amino acids. The record is from RefSeq and is a predicted model, not a curated record.
GAUCGGGCUAACUUCGUCACGGACGCUACCAACUCGCUAUCGGAGGAGGGGAGACGUAUGUCAUCACUACCUUGCGCGGCCGGCGAGAAGCUACCACUCACCUGGAGGGGGAGGCGGAGCGGAGGGCGGGCCCUACCACCCAGGGGAGAAGGGGGCGGGGACACAUAGAAGCUCCCUUACCAACCCGGAGGCUUGACCUUAGUGGAGAGCCGAGACGGCGCGUCCCAGGAGUGAAUACAGGUUGCUGGGCUACAGCUAGGGGCCGGGGCAGAGGUCCUGAAGGGCAGGUGGCGAUCUGAAGAAUCUCGGGCGCUGCUCUGCUGGGACCCAAAUUCUUUGUGAGAAUGAUGACAAGGAGCGAGUUUACAGAUUUAUGUAUAAGCGCGGGCGAGGAGGAAAACCUACAUGGGAUAAAGACUUUCGGAGAGAGGUCAGAGGGCACGAAGUUGUGCCUGCAGCUGUUACCAUGGUAACCGGGUACCGGAUGUGGCGAUCUUAGGAUGCGACAGCCCUCGCUUCUCAGGCCUCCUGGCCCAAGACCCUCUCGACUAUAUGGCACACUGUGAGGAACGGGUUGUGGUGUUUUCUCUGCGGCGAGGAAGAAUAGAAUAUUUUUUAAGCCUCUAUAAAAACGCAGCAAAGAGAAGGUUCUACAUCGCGUCCAUGCCUGGCAAAGACCUGAGGAUGCGGCUGCAGCAGAGGCUCCCCGCAGCCUUCCGGAAGUGAAAUGGCGGGAGUCUCAGCCUCACUGUCCACCGUCCCCCCGGAAGCGGAAACAGAAUCCCAGCUUGCCCCUUCCUCACUGCCCUCCAAAUUCUACUGCAGCCAUUCCCGCAGCCACGAUGCCAAAACGAAAGAAGCAGAAUCAGCAGCAGCAGCUUCCACCGCCGCAGCCCCCACUGCCAGAGCCGGGAGAGACUGGAGACGAGGACGACAGAAGUCCCAUCGGACCACCCAGCCUUCUGGGCCCUCCCCCCAUGGCCAAUGGAAAGCCUGGUGACCCCAAGUCAGCUCUUCAUAGAGGUCCUCCAGGAUCAAGGGGACCAUUGAUUCCACCACUGCUGAGUCUCCCACCUCCUCCCCGGGGUAGAGGGCCAAUGCGGGGAAGCCUAGGUCCCAGAUUUGGCCCAUAUGGUCAUGGUUGGUGGGGAGUCAAUGCUGAACCUCCUUUUCCUGGGCCAGGCCAUGGGGGUCCCUCCAGGGGAGGCUUUCACAAAGAACAAAGAAACCCUCGAAGGCUCAAAAGCUGGUCUCUCAUCAAGAAUACCUGCCCUCCCAAAGAUGGACCACAGGUUACGGAAGACAAAUCCGACCGCCCCGUCUGCCGACACUUUGCCAAAAAGGGCCAUUGUCGAUAUGAAGACUUCUGUGCCUUCUACCAUCCAGGCGUCAAUGGACCUCCUCUGUGAGACUGUGCCUUCCCAUCCAGGCUGGAACGAGCCCUCUGUGACCUAGCGGCCAUAAUCUCCCUGUGGCCCUGUGAUGGCUGCUGUGAGGCUCUCCGCCUGACACCCUGAAUCAGUGACGCACCUAUCCCCAUCCAUCACCUCCCCGUUUGGGGUCCAACGUUGUGUUUCAUCACUGGUGCGCAGUGUGCGCUCUUGUGAUCCGGCCUCGAGAGACUCGUCUUUGGGGCUCCAUCUUUGCUCCCUUCAGCUGCCUCCUGGAUCCUCUUCCCCCUUGCCAAAUGACUGCUGAACAGGAAACCUCGUUGGUGCUGUUUCUCGUGCAUCUGUCCACCCAUACCCAGUAUUGCCCUCUAUUCCUGAGAGCCCUGGAGCAGUUUCCUACCAUUCCUUUCUUCUAGCUGCUUGUUCGAAGUCCUUUUUAUGUGACUCCCCCUGCCCCUAAUGUUGUCAGCUGCUCUGUGAAACUCACCAGGUUGCCAGGCCUGGGGUCAAGUGUGAGUGACUGGUACAGAGUUACUCCCUGAAAGGCCACUCUCCCUGCUUUUGGAUUUUGUAGUUUCUGUGUCAGUAGCAUGAGCCCCAUCGCUAUGGUCUGUGAUCACUGUGCUUUGUGAAGCUGUGCAUCCCCUCGUAGCCUUUCUCAGUGUUUGUGGCAUUUUUGUGGCUUCCCAACACUAGAGUACAUUUUCUGCCAAACUGAGUGAGGCUCUUGGUGCCCUCUAGACUUUCCCACCUCCCAACACGGGAGAAUUGUGAAACUUUCCAAGAGACUGCCUCCCUGGUCCUUCCAUUCUUCUCCCAGUGUCAGUUAUUCUGGGUCUGACAGGCCCAUGAGACAUCUUGUAAAGCCUCUGAUGGGCCUACCCUGUCUCCUUUCCAGCCUGUUUUAGUUAGACUAUGUCAUUGUGAGGCCACCAGCCGUUUCGUUUGAAUUCUGUGAAUCUCCACCUGGCCUAUCAUCAGGUGGAACCUGGACAGUACUGUCGCCCUCUUCUACUCCUCUUCCCCUACAUCCCUGGCACUGGUUGUUUUCUGUGAAAACGGCAGUGAACAGAUGCAGUUUUGAAGUGGCCCUGAGGAAAUGGGUCAGGAGUCAUGUGGGCAAGAGGGAGGAAUGAGAGCCGUUGGAGAACUGAGAAUGACCUUUUUUUUUCUUUUUAACAUUUUUUUAUAUUAGUAAUAAACACAGUGGAAACAAGCAUUUUCUUUAGUCCCUGUGUUCCAGUCACCUCUGGAGGUGCAGUGAGGUUAUUCUGACAUGGAGUCAGCGCUUUCUUCAGUUAGUCUGUGAACAGUGGUGGUGGAGAAUGUCAAAGCUUAAAUUUCUUCUAGUCUGAAAGAAAAAAUGGGUUCCGUUAACCUAUAGGCUUCAACCAAACCAGGCUGCAUUAUGUUCAAGGGUAAAGUUUAUAGGAAAACGAAAGGACAGGUAUCCAUGGAGUAAUAUUCAGACAUUUUACAACUGUUUGUAGGUUUGGUGUUUAUGGAGAAGUAGUGGCUAAGCUUUCUUUUUUAAAUAUUUGUAGAGUGCCUGUGGGCCAGGCAACAUACUGGGCACUAGAGACAACUGAGAGCCAAAACAGAUGAAUUUGAAAUCUAAAGCAGGACACACAUUCACCAAAUAAUUACAAAUACUUGGAAAGUUAAACUGUCAAAAGUGCUGUGAAAAAGAUGUGAAAGGAGUGUGUACAAAAGGGAAUCAGGCAAGGAGAUCACACAGACUCGCUCUGAAAUAAAGCAGGAGGUGAAGUGGGAGAGAACGGUCCAGUCAAAGGUCUGAGAUGAGCUAAGAGAAUUACGGGAAGAGUGGAGGCAAGGCAAAGGUACAGGAGGCAGACCACCCAGGGCCUUGCAGAAGAUAAGGAUUUGGGUCUCUAAAACAAGACUUUGAAGAGUUAACCAGGUGGAUUAGAAAGACCUUUUAGGAUCAACUCUGAUAAUAUAUAGAGAGGUCCAAGCUUGGAAAUGGAGGUUAAAAGGUACUUCAGUAGUCCAGGUGAAUCAUGGUGGCUUAGACCCUGGGUAUUGGCAGUGCAGUUGGAGAAAAGUGAACCUUUGGAAAUAAGUAAAAAUGAAGUAUUUUGAAUUUCUUGAGGGUAGUUACGCAGAAAGGUAUUGGAAGAGAACAAACAAUGCCAUUAAUUUUGAAUUAUUGGGUCUGAACUGCCUUUUAAGACAUCUAAGCAGAGAUGUGAAGUAAGUAGUUGGAUGUACAGGUUUGGUAUUCAGAUUAAAGCUAAAGACAAAUUUGAGUCAUCUGUACAUAGGUGGUGGUUAAAGCCAUGAGCACGGAUAUAUUGAUUCACUUAGUAAAUAUUAAGCACCUAUUAUGUUUCAGAAGGAAACCCAGGUAGUUUAGUGGUUAAGAACUGUAGCUGCUAACCAAAAGAUCAGCAGGUCAGAUCCACCAGUUGCUCCCUGGAAAUUCUGUGGGGCAGUUCUACUCUGUCCUAUAGGGUCGCUACGAGUUGGAAUCAACUUGAUGGCAAAGGGUUUAACGGGUAUAUUUCAGGAGCCCUGGAAGUACAGUGGCUAAGAGCUCAGCUGCUAAUCAAAAGGUCAGCCAUUCAAACCUACAAGCUGCUCCUUGGAAACCCUGUGGGACAGUUCUGCUCUGUCCUGUAGGGUCACUAUGAACCAAAUCGACUUGUUGGCGAUGGAUUUUUUUUUUUUAAUUAUGUUUCAGUGUAAUCAGGUGUAAGUUCAGUUGUAACAGAAACCCAAACUUAGUAUUAAAGCAAGAUGGGAGUUAUUUAUUUUUCAAGUCAAGAAGAAGUAGUCUGAGGCAUGUGUGACAAUCAUGCCACAAGAUCCUAAGGUCUUUAGAGCCUCCUUCCCCCAGCUGUCAGAACCCCAAUCCCUACGGUACCAGUUGUGAUGGAGUCAACUCCGACUCAUGGUGACCCCACGUGUGUCAGAGUAGGACGGUGCUCUGUAGGGUUUUCAAGCUGAUUUUUCAGAAGCAAAUUGCCAGGUCUUUCUUCUGAGGCACCUCUGGGUGGAUUCAAAACUUCCAACCUUUCUUUUAGCAGCCGAGUGUGUUAAUCAUUUGCACCACCCAAGGACUUCAAUCCCUAGGGUAAGACCCUCCUAUUCACAAUCUAAAAUUAAGCUCUGGCUUCAUCCGUGUCCCAAGCCUCAAGAUGAAGGAAGGGACAGAGGACACCAGCUGUCUUGGAGGGAAUUUCCUGAAAGCUAACCUACAGCUCUUCAACUUCCAUCCAUCUGGCUGUAACUUAGUCCCAUGGCCAAUACCUGUGACUAGCUGUGAGUGAAGCUUGAAAAAGUAGUCUUUAUUCCAGACGGCCAUGUAUUUGGCUAAAUAUCGGGCUCUCAGCAGGUGAAAACAUGUUAGAGUAGGAUGAACAGCCACUCAACUGUGCUAAAAUUUGGAGAUAAAAUAGAGAAUAAGACAGUAAACGUAUCAAUGCCUUCCAGCCAAAGACCACCAGGAACACACCUAUAGUCAAAGUUGGGGUUAAGCCACUGCAUGGGUAACCAUGAGACAUCUCAUUAAGAGAGGAUUAGGAUUUCCUGCCAAUGCACCGCAAGCACAGCAACCAUUCUUUCAUCAGUGGAGGCUUUCACAAUGCUAUGAUGCUGAACUGUUUCAGCAGAGCUUCUAGACUAAAAUGGACUAGGAAGAAAGGCCUGGCAAUCUACUUCUGAAAAUCAGCCAGUGAAAACCCUACGAGCGUGAUAGUCUGAUUUGCAAUCAAUCAUGGGGUUGUGCAUUGUUUUGUUUCUUUCUAGGUGGUGUUGCCGUGAGUUGGGGCCACCUCAAUGGCAGCUAACAACAGGAAUGACACGGGAUUAGGGCUUGUGUUAGGUGAUUUGGGGUAAGGAUUAAGGAAGCAGGGAAUCAUUCUGGGUCAGGUGCUGUCAGGAGGCGGAAGCCUAUCUCAAUAAAUCUUAUCUAGAAGGAGGGAGAAAUGAAGCAUGGUAAAUGCUGUAACUGGUAAAGAAGCAGCAGUCACUCAUUAGCCAAGAGGGGUUGGUAUUCUGUGACUUGCACAGUGAUGUUUUUGUCAGUGCUUAGAUAAGGCUAUGAAAUUUGUCUCGCUUCAUUCUGGUCACAGAAUGACCUUGUUGGGUGUUGGCGUUCUGUGAGAUUAUGUUCAACGGGAGAACACCAUGGCCUAGUUGUGAGCACCAGUCCACCUCCUAGCAACACCAAAACCUAGCUGCUAAUAUGAGGCCAGUUGCCAGUUUUCAGUGCAUUUUUUUCUCAAAAGUAAACAAAUGAAUAAUCACAGAUUGUAAUUAAGUACAUGAAGGAAAUAAAGGGGCUGUUAUAUAGAGAAUAAUGAUUGGGGGCUAGUCAAGACAUGGUUGUUGGAAAGACUUCUCUGAGAUGGCCUGGGAAGCGAAUAUCAAGUGAGAAGAGAAGGCUCGGGACUUAUCCUGGAGAAACUCUGACAAUGGCCAAGUGGAGAAGGACAAGAGUGAGCCUGACAAGGAGACUGAGAAAAGAUGGCUGAAGAGGCAGAGAGGAGAAAUCUCAGCAUGUGGUGUCAUCUGGCUGCUUGCUGUGUGCCAGGUACCACGCUAAACUCUUUACAUGAGUUGUCUUACUUAAGCCUCACAUUCAUUCAACAAAUACUUUAGUGCCUACUCUAGAGCAGGCACUGUUUCAGGGGCUGAGGAUGCAUCAAUAAAAAGGAUGAAACUUACAUUACUGGAAAUGACAGACAAUAAAUAUAUGUGUAACAUAAUUUCAAGUAAUAAGAACUUCGAAGAAAAACAGUGAAGAGAUUAGUGACACGUGGAGUAGAACAGAUUGACACCAAAAUAGGGCUUCUUUGAGGAGGUAACAUUUAAACAGAAACCUAAAUUAAAUGAGGGUGCAAACUAUGUGAAUAUCUGUAGGAAGUACAUUCCAGGGAUGGGAACAGCAAGGGCAAAAGCCCUGAAACAAGAGUGAGUUUAGGGUGUCUGAGUAAAGAUAGAAGGUUAGUGUGUCUACAGUGUGGGAAAUGAGAUCAGGAAGUUUGGCAGGGGUCCGAGAACACAGAGCCCUGUAGGCCACGAUAAAGCAUUUGGUUUUCAUUCUAAAUGAAUGUUCUGAGCAAAUAAUUUACGUUUUUAAGAUACUGCUGACUGCAGGUGUGAAGGAUAGACUAGAGGAUGAGAGAACUGCAAGGAGACAAUUAGGGGACCAUUGCGCUGGUCCAGGGAAGAAGAGAUGACGAAGACGUGGCAGUGGAGAAAAGUGGUCAGAUUUGGGAUAUGUUUGAAGUCUAGGUUAAUAGCAAGUCUAUCUUUCUAGUUGCUCAAGCCAGAAACCUGGAGUCAUCCUUAAAUAUUCUUUCUGUCAUAUCCCACAUCUAUUAACAAAACCUGUUGUCUCUUUUUCCAAAAUAUAUCCAGAAACUAGCACUUUUCACCACCUGCACUACUAUCACUCUGGACUGAGUCACCAUCACUUCCUAACAGGUCUCCCUCCUUCUGCCAUUCCUCUCCUUCCCCCACCCCUAGUUUAUUCUCCACACAGACCCCAGGGUCAUCCUUUUAAAAUGUGGAUCUGGUCAUAUCACUCCUCUGCUCAGAACCCUGUGGUGACUUCCCAUUUUAAUCACAAUAGAAACCAAAAUCCUUAAGAUAACCUACCCAGUCCAGACCCUGCUUUAUACCUCUAAAUAACUCUCCAACAACCUGUUUAUAGUCAUGCCACCCCAGGCCUAGCAUGGGCUCCUUGCUGUUUGUUCCUCAGAUGUGCCAAGCACACUCCUGCCAUAAGGAGUUGCUCUAGCUAUUCCUCCUGCCAGGGUCUUCUUCCAGAUACCCAUAUGGCCAAAGCUCUCACCUUCUUCAAGAGUUUGUUUGAAUUUCACCUUCUCACUGAGUCUCAUGAACAGUCUGUUUAGUACUACAACCUACCCUCCUGAUACCCUUUACCUUGCUUGGUAUUCUUUUUUCCUAUAGUAUUAUCUCCUCUGCUAGAAUGUAAGCAAAUAUCUUUUAUGUACGUUAUUCAAUGUCUAUUCAAGAACCUAGAAGAGUGCCUGGCACAUCCCAUACCCUCAAUAAAUAUACUUGUUGAAUGAAUGAAGUAUUGCAGAUGGAUUGGUUGGGGAGGGGAAAUGGAGAGAGGAUGAUUUUCUAGUUUUGGCCCAAGUAACUAGAUGGAAGGUGUGUGAUUUCCUGAGAAGAUGAAGCCUGGAAGAGAUGCAGGUUUGAGGAGUAAAAGCAAGAGUUCAGUUAUGAAUAUAUUUUGAGAUACUUAUUAGACAUCCCAAUAAGAAUGUUCAACAAGCAGUCAGAGCUUGUAGCUCUGUAGCCUGUAGCCAAAGUUAGGACUGGUGAGAGACAUUUAGGAAUUUUCAUCAGUUAUAGAUAGUGUUUAAAGUCAUGACACAUAGGUGAUAAGUCUAGAUAGAGAAGAGUGCCAAGAAUCAAGCCUGAGGCACUUCAACAUUCAGACCUCAAGAGGAGAAACCAACAGUGGAGAGUUAAAAGGGAACAGCCUGUAGUAUAGAAAGGAAAUCUCGAGAAAACAGCGUCCCUGAAGAAAACGAAGGCAGGAGUGGCCAUCUUUAUCAAAUGCUGCUGAAAGGGUGAGUAGGAUGAGAUCAAAGAACUAGCCCCUGAUCUGGUGACCUUGACAAGAGUGGAUUCAGGGAAUGGUGGGGACAAAAGAAUGAUUGCAGGGGUUUAAGCAGUGAAUGCAAGCUGACAGAGCUAUGACAGCCUUUUACCCAAGCUCUGAUACCUAUAAAAUGAUAAACAUAAAAGUAAAUCCAAACCUUGACUGUGGUGAUGGUCUAAUGAGUGUAUACAUAAUGUAAAAAUGUAUCAAACUAUACACUUUAUGUGCAGCUUAUUGUUGUUAAGUAAAGAACAAAAUGACCUUUUGUGUCAGGUUCAGACUUUUCUGAGAGCAAUAAAUCAAAAUGCCAGGUACAAACC